UGCUUAUUUUUGUCCUGUUUAUUCAGGAUGUAUCUGGAGAAUAAGAACGGUUUGGAGACGUCGCAGGCGGGAGCUCAGGGCCAUCAGAAGUCUGAAGCUGUGGCAGGAAACUUUGAUGAGCUGCGGCUCUUAGAAGGAUUUUCUAAAAGGACGGAGACACAGAAGCUGCUGCAGGCCGCCGCUGUACCACCGGGACACCACAUCAUCUACACCGACCACCAGGAGCACAGACAAAACUUCAGCAUGGUGAACUUCCUGAGAGGAAAGACGAGCCUGACGGAGAGAUCUCCACUGCUCCGGAUCACUCGGGACGACGGUUUAACAUACAUGACCCUGCGUGACACCGGUUUUGGACCCGGAGACGAUUUAUGGGAUGGAAAUUCUGCAGAGUUGGAGCGAAGAUGUCGCCUGGGGAGCGAAGUGACGAGUCUGUCUCGCUCAGUGUCUACUGACAAAACUGAGAACAACUUCAAACUCUCCUCCAACCUCAGAAACUGUUUAAGAGUCACAAAACUUGUGACCAUCUUCAUCAUCGUCAUCCUCUGUACACUGCUGUUCAGCAUGUUUCCUGAUCGAGAUCGUCCUUGGAGGAUGCUGGCCGUCUCGUCCGCGUCAAGCUUCUCCAUGAACUUGACGAAUUUCCGUGAGAACGCCUUGCUGAAGCUGCAGGUCGGUGGUCCGUUUCAGGGUGGGAUCCAGGACAUUCCUGCACAGGAAUACAUCCUGGUGCAGGUAGAGCAGACGGUGGAGAUAUCGGCCCGCAGGAAACGAGUGCAACAGGUAUUUUAUAACUGGACCAUUCCUCUACAUUCCAGACGGAGUGACCAGAUUCUCAAAACCAGGACCUUUGCGAUGCUUACUGGAGCUCCAAUCCAGAUUAACGUGCAGGCCUUCCUGCAGGACAAUCAGGUGGUUCCUCUGUCCAUGACUCACCAGGCUCUUUCUUUACGAGUGGAAACUCAGGUGCUAAUCGCUGGACUCAUCCUGACUGGAGUUUACGUGCUGAUCAUCUUCGAGAUUGUACACCGCACCCUGGCAGCCAUGUUGGGAUCGCUGGCCGCCCUCGCUGCCCUCGCCUAUGUCGGAGAUAGGCCCAGCCUGAUGACAGUUGUGGAGUGGAUUGACUUUGAAACGUUGGCCUUGUUGUUUGGCAUGAUGAUUUUGGUGGCCAUUUUUUCCGAAACUGGCUUUUUCGAUUAUUGUGCUGUUAAGGCGUAUCGGUUGUCCAGAGGUCGAGUUUGGCCGAUGAUCAUCAUCCUGUGUCUCAUCGCUGCCAUUCUAUCUGCAUUCCUCGACAAUGUCACCACCAUGAUGCUCUUCACCCCCGUCACCAUCAGGUUAUGUGAGGUGCUGAAUUUAGACCCGAGACAUGUCCUGAUCGCUGAGGUCAUCUUCACCAACAUCGGCGGAGCUGCGACAGCGGUCGGAGAUCCCCCCAACGUCAUCAUAGUCUCCAACCAAGACCUGCGCAAAAAGGGACUGGAUUUUGCUGCGUUUACAGGCUACAUGUUUCUGGGCAUCUGCCUGGUGCUGCUGACCUCCUUUCCCUUUCUGAGGAUUCUCUACUGGAAUAAAAAACUAUACAACAAGGAGUCCAGUGAGAUUGUGGAGAUGAAGCAUGAGAUUCUGGUAUGGAGGCAGACGGCGCAGCGGAUCAACCCUGCCAGCCGAGAGGAGACUGCCGUCAAGUGUCUUCUCAUGCAGAAGGUUCUCAACCUGGAGUGCCUCCUGCGCAAGAAGCUCCGGACCUUCCAGAGGCAAAUAUCUCAAGAGGACAAAAACUGGGAGAGCAACAUCCAGGAGCUCCAGAAAACGCACAGAAUCACAGAUAAAGUCCUGCUGGUGAAGUGUGUGGCGGUGCUUUCCGUAGUCAUCUUCAUGUUCUUCCUGAACUCCUUUGUAGCUGGGAUUCAUCUGGAGCUGGGCUGGAUCGCAGUCUUAGGUGCUCUGUGGUUGCUCAUUCUGGCAGAUAUCCAGGACUUUGAGAUCAUCCUGCACAGAGUGGAGUGGGCCACGCUGCUCUUCUUCGCCUCACUGUUUGUGCUCAUGGAGGCUUUGGCACAGUUACAGUUGAUUGACUACAUCGGUGUACAGACAGCAGCGUUAAUUAAAGCUGUACCAGAGAGCGAGCGUCUGGCCAUCGCCAUCAUCCUGGUCAUGUGGGUUUCGGCUUUGGCUUCCUCGCUCAUAGACAACAUUCCCUUCACUGCUACCAUGAUUCCGGUGCUGAUCAACCUGAGCCAGGACGACGACGUGAACCUGCCGGUCAAACCGCUCAUAUUCGCUCUGGCCAUGGGAGCGUGUUUAGGAGGUAAUGGGACGCUGAUCGGUGCGUCAGCGAACGUGGUAUGCGCUGGAAUAGCAGAACAACACGGAUACGGAUUUUCCUUCAUGGAAUUCUUCAGGUUGGGAUUCCCAAUGAUGUUGAUGACGUGUACCGUAGGUAUGUGCUACCUGCUAGCCACUCACAUAGGACUGGGCUGGAACAUCUAAACCUGCAAAUUCCUGAUAAAGGAGAUGAAGAUGAGGAG
Messenger RNA from Tachysurus fulvidraco (yellow catfish), 2531 nucleotides. It is a transcript of the gene oca2, whose product is annotated as oculocutaneous albinism II. Lineage: Eukaryota; Metazoa; Chordata; Actinopteri; Siluriformes; Bagridae. Bases 28 to 2493 code for a protein of 821 amino acids. Gene Ontology annotation, cellular component: melanosome membrane. Gene Ontology annotation, biological process: transmembrane transport; melanin biosynthetic process; melanocyte differentiation. The record is from RefSeq and is a predicted model, not a curated record. The transcript is spliced from 23 exons.